Molecule: messenger RNA, 270 nt
Organism: Sparassis crispa
Lineage: Eukaryota; Fungi; Basidiomycota; Agaricomycetes; Polyporales; Sparassidaceae
Exons: 2
Coding region: 1-270 (89 amino acids)
Source: RefSeq, a predicted model, not a curated record
AUGUCCGAACUCUUCUCGUCCGAACUCGCCUGUCCAGAAGUCGAGUGGUCCGAGCUCCCAUUUUCCGAACUCACCGGGUAUGCAUUUGCCGAUCCCGAACUCAACCCAAUGAGUUGCUUCCUGACUCCCGUGCCCAAAUUCGCCUCGCCCAUUUCAGCACAGUCUAAUCAGCACUACUUCCAAUUGGACCACCUUGCAUGGUGGGAGGCUGCGAUCUGGGAAUGCAUACCGGUACGUCACUUAGAUCCUACUCCGUUAUCUGAAUAUUGA